Molecule: messenger RNA, 2043 nt
Organism: Necator americanus (New World hookworm)
Lineage: Eukaryota; Metazoa; Nematoda; Chromadorea; Rhabditida; Ancylostomatidae
Exons: 19
Coding region: 1-2043 (680 amino acids)
Source: RefSeq, a predicted model, not a curated record
AUGAUACUCUUAGAACCUCUUCGAGCACUAACAGCAGCGUUCCGGACAGCGUUGCUGUUCGCGAACUUUUCCAUUCUUCACAUUGGAGAUGAUCACAUUGUAUUUACGGAUAGUGCUUCUCGUGUCGCUUUAGAAUGUCUGUUUUAUGUCUCUUCCACUCAAUCAAUAAGUAUCGAUAACGAUAUUGUUGGCGAACCGGAUAUUGAAUGUUUGGAUGAAGAGAUUCGAAUAUGGGUGAAAACGAGGAAAACGUUUGCCGGCCGAAUUUACGCGAAAGGAAAAGCGGACGUAGAAGAAUGCUAUAAGGACGAUUUUGCGAAGGAAAGAACGAAAAAACCACAUUUCGACCUGAAAUUCGGUAUAUGUGGUAUGCGAAGUUUAAGAUCGGUUGACCCUCGAGGAAUGUACUAUGGAAUAACCAUAGUGGUCUCUUUUCAUCCGCUGUUUAUCACAAAAGUCGACCAGGCUUUUCAUGUCAAGUGCUUCUUUGAAGAGGCAAGCAGAGGACUAACAGCUGAGCUGGGAGUAAGUAUGAUUCCCACGACCGAACUGGAAGCACGUCAUGGGAUUCCUGGUUGUUCAUACAGCAUUCAUCACAGUUCCAUCGAGGAUCUGGAUGAGGGAAAGCCGGCCGGGCCACCGAUACAGUUCGCCCGAAUAGGCGACCGAGUGCUUCAUCAAUGGCACUGUAACGACAAAAUGUUCGGAGUACUGAUCAAUAACUGCUAUGUUACUGAUGGAUUUGGAAAGAAAGCGGAUGUUAUUAACGAUAAGGGAUGCCCUGUGGAUCCUAUCCUGAUCACUGGCAUACGAUACUCCGCUGAUCUACAAAGAGCUUAUGCAGAAUCGUCGGUAUUUAAAUUUGCUGAUAAGCCAGGAGUUUGGUUCUUCUGCCAGAUUCAGAUGUGCAUGAAAAAAGCUGGGAUGUGUCAGGGGAUUACGCCGCCAUCAUGCGCCACAAAGGCUCCACCAGUCGGAGAAGAGGAGGUCGGAGAGUUUGAAAAACCUGGACUACCUGAGCUACCUGAUAUGGAGUACGAAGAAACCACACCACCUGAACGACGUCGAACAACCACCGCACCCGAAUAUUUGGAGCCCAGUAGAAGACGAACCACAGCCGAGUAUCCAGAAUAUCCAGACGAAACGAAAGAUCUGAAGUUGCAUAGUCCUACUUCUCCGAUACCUUAUGGGACAACGGCACCUUCUGUAGAUUACGAUCUGCAAACGGAAGCUGUUACCAUUUUUGGACCGGGAUUCUCGUCCGAAGAGGGAGAGCCGGAAACCAAAGCAGGAACCAAGAUUACCACGACAUCUAUUUCUCAAUCGUUCGAGACUGAAGAGGAUCUAUUAGUUACGACACCUAUUUCCAGGAAGAGCUCAAAAAUUGGAAAAAGUGAUUACAACGACUACGAUGACGUCACGAUUCCGCCAAAUCUUACCGAUUUGCUCGCUAAUCUGCCCGACGAUUUGAGUCCUGAAACACUUCAAAAGAUGUUCAGAGAUUCCGUGGACGACCGCAAGGCACUCCUGGAAGGCUUCGAAUUGUUGAAAAAACAAAUGAAGAAACUUGGACGUCGUCCGACGAGAAUGAUGAGAGAACUGCGAGCGGGUGAUCUACGAUCUGGGGACAAAAUCGAUCAGAUCCAGGUUGACUGGAUGUCAGGACGACGUCGUGAUGUGCCUCCUCUAGACGACGAUGAUGUUACCAUGAGAAGACGUAUCGAUGAUCCAAGCAACUAUGAUAAACCGAUGAUUUCCGGGCAAUUGAUGAUCUUUGAAUUGGAUGAGGAGCCACCUGAAAUUGAGGGCAGGGCAAAAACAAAAGGCUCCGUUUCGCCGCCGUCGCCUUGCGCCAUUUCGAGGAACGGUCUGUUCGCAGUUGCGGGCAGUCUUGGAGCCGUUUGUGGGGCUCUUUUUAUUGCUGUCCUGACCAUGUUCCUCAAACUGCACAGAAUUGAUGAGAAGUUUGCGGAUACUGUCAACUACACUCAAAAUGCUGACAGAGUCACAGUGUUCCGACCACAACAACGGAAUUGCUCUUGA